AGUGAGGAGGCGCCCGGGAAUCGGAAACCUGGGAGAAGUCCAGACAGAGCCCAAGAACCAGAACUACCCCUCUACCUGUGCACCAUGGGGGAGAUGGAGCAGUUGAGGCAGGAAGCGGAGCAGCUCAAGAAGCAGAUUGCUGAUGCCCGGAAAGCCUGUGCGGACAUCACCCUGGCUGAGCUUGUGUCUGGCCUGGAGGUGGCGGGAAGGGUCCAGAUGCGGACUCGGAGGACGUUAAGGGGACACCUGGCCAAGAUCUAUGCCAUGCACUGGGCCACUGACUCUAAGCUGCUGGUAAGUGCCUCGCAGGACGGAAAGCUCAUCGUGUGGGACACUUACACCACGAAUAAGGUGCAUGCCAUCCCGCUGCGUUCCUCCUGGGUCAUGACCUGUGCCUACGCACCGUCAGGGAACUUUGUGGCAUGCGGCGGGCUGGACAACAUGUGCUCAAUCUACAACCUCAAGUCCCGGGAGGGCAAUGUUAAGGUCAGCCGGGAGCUCUCCGCUCACACAGGUUAUCUCUCCUGUUGCCGCUUCUUGGAUGACAACAACAUUGUGACCAGCUCUGGGGACACCACGUGUGCCUUGUGGGACAUUGAGACGGGGCAGCAGAAAACGGUGUUUGUGGGACACACGGGUGACUGCAUGAGCCUGGCUGUAUCUCCAGACUACAAACUCUUCAUUUCCGGAGCUUGCGACGCCAGCGCCAAGCUCUGGGACGUGAGGGAAGGGACCUGUCGCCAGACUUUCACUGGCCAUGAAUCAGACAUCAAUGCUAUCUGUUUCUUCCCCAACGGAGAGGCCAUCUGCACAGGCUCUGACGACGCUUCCUGCCGCCUCUUCGACCUGAGGGCGGACCAGGAGCUGACUGCCUAUUCCCACGAGAGCAUCAUUUGCGGCAUCACGUCCGUAGCCUUCUCGCUCAGUGGUCGCCUGCUCUUCGCGGGCUAUGACGAUUUCAACUGCAAUGUCUGGGACUCCAUGAAGUGUGAGCGUGUAGGCAUACUCUCUGGCCAUGACAACAGAGUCAGCUGCCUGGGGGUCACAGCUGAUGGGAUGGCCGUGGCCACUGGUUCCUGGGACAGCUUCCUCAAAAUCUGGAACUGAGGAGGCUAGAGGUGGAAAGCCCUGAAGAGUCUCAGCUGCUUCCUUCUACACCCCAUCUCCUUAGGGUCAGUCUUCUAUACCCCAGGGGCUGUUCCCAGUAAACUUCCUUUUGAGAGUGAUAGGAGUUAUGGGAGUGUGCCUUUGCAAGCAUCAGGGUCACAGGGGCGAAGAACGGCCCCAUCUCCUCCCAUGGCCUCCCCUCUCCACAGUCCUCACAGCUCCUCCUGUAAUAAACAGGAACGGACCCCGUCCCCACUCCUAGAGUCCUCCUGGGCUGCCAGUAGCCUUUGUCCAGACUGGGAAUGGCCUGGGUGCUCAGCCCAUGACUAUGGAUGCCACUACUAGUCUCCUGGCUCCAUUCCCUUCAUACUUUCUCUUUUCUAUCCUUUUAUUACCUAAUAAA
Messenger RNA from Psammomys obesus (fat sand rat), 1510 nucleotides. RefSeq names its product G protein subunit beta 3 (gene Gnb3). The transcript has 10 exons. NCBI's taxonomy places the organism in Eukaryota, Metazoa, Chordata, Mammalia, Rodentia, Muridae. The coding region runs from base 85 to 1107 and encodes 340 amino acids. Gene Ontology annotation, cellular component: cytoplasm; heterotrimeric G-protein complex. Gene Ontology annotation, molecular function: signaling receptor complex adaptor activity; protein binding. Gene Ontology annotation, biological process: G protein-coupled receptor signaling pathway. The record is from RefSeq and is a predicted model, not a curated record.